This is a messenger RNA of Belonocnema kinseyi, 384 nucleotides long. RefSeq lists its product as uncharacterized. The record is from RefSeq and is a predicted model, not a curated record. Gene Ontology annotation, molecular function: nucleic acid binding. NCBI's taxonomy places the organism in Eukaryota, Metazoa, Arthropoda, Insecta, Hymenoptera, Cynipidae. The coding region runs from base 1 to 384 and encodes 127 amino acids. The transcript has a single exon.
AUGCUCGCGUAUGCUGAGUUUGCUCUGAACAACGCUGUUCAUAACACAACCGGUGUUACCCCUAGCAAGUUGCUAUUCGGAGUCAACCAGCGAGGUAAAAUGAUUGAUCCAGUACCAGAAUAUUUAGAGCAAACUACGCAUAGCAAAGAUUUCCACGAUAUCGAGAAGAUUAGAUCCGAAGCGAGCGAGAAAACUGUAAAAGCGCAAAAUUACAACAAAACGUAUUUUGAUGGAAAACGGAAGGAUCCUCACCAAUAUGAAAUUGGGGACUUUGUGGUGGUAAAAAAUUUUGAUAGUACCGUUGGAGUUUCGAAAAAGCUUAUACCACAAUAUAAAGGUCCGUAUCAGGUAUCAAAAAAAUUGCGUAAUGAUAGGUACAUCUGA